UUAAAAAAUUUCUUCACAAGCUCCACCUUAUGGAAAACCCUCAUAGUCAUAGGCCUAUUUCUCAAUUUGAUCAUCACCACCCAAAAGCCCCACCAAUUACUCCUGUCGGUCCUGGUCCCGGCCCCGGUGGGCCGGGCAAUGACGACCAUCGGACCAACUUGAGCCACAUAGCCUUCGGCAUGAUGGGGUCCGUCCCAACAUGGCCCCACCGGAGGGGCUACCUGGAGGCGUGGUGGCGGCCCAACAAGACCCGCGGGUACGUCAUCCUGGAUUUGGCCCCACCUCCAGAGUUCCAAGGCCGCCCCUCUGUAAAAGUUGUGGACGACCUGUCGGGGCUUUUUCGGGAGACGAAGCCGCGGUUCGAGCUGAUGCCGCGGAUGGUGCACGGGCUGGUGGAGCUGCUGAGGGAGGAGCGGGAGGGGGUGAGGUGGGUGGUGAUGGGGGACGACGACACGGUGGUAUUUGUGGAGAUCGUGGUGGAUGUGCUGGCGGAGUUGGAUCAUAGGAAGUACUAUUAUCUCGGGUGGCACUCGGAGAGCGUGAUAUCGAACUUGUGGUAGUCGUUCGACCAGGCGUUCGGGGCGGGGGGAUCGUGAUGAGCUACCCGCUGGCGAAGGCGCUGGUGAGGGACAUGGAUGGGUGUUUGAUUAGGCAUGCGGGUGGCUGGUCGGCUGAUUGGAUUAGUAUGGCGUGCAUUGCUGAUGUUGGGGUCAGCCUCACUCCUCAUAAAGGAAUUCACCAGGUAGAUUUACAUGGAGACUUCUCAGGCUAUCUAUCAGCCCAUCCCAAAGUUCCUGUGAUGACCUUCCAUCACUUCGACGCAAUGGAUCCCAUAUUCCCUUCCAUGGACCGCAUCCAAUCCACGCGCCACCUCAUGAGGGCGGCCAACGCUGACCAGUCCCGGCUUCUUCAACAGACCAUCUGCUACCACCGGAAAACCAACUGGUCUAUCUCCGUGUCGUGGGGUUACUCUACCCAAAUAUACGAGAGAAUAUUGCCGCGGAGCUACCUACAAUUGCCCAUCGAAACGUUCACACCGUGGGCGAGUGGCUCCGAGCGCCCUUUCUACAUGUUCAACACGCGCCCGCUGUCCAACGACUCUUGCGAAAAGCCUCAUUUCUUCUUCCUUCAAUCCGUCUCCAAGACCGCUUCACCUCAUCACAUUCUUACAACCUAUAAACGCGCCCGGUCGCGGGGCUUGCCUCCUUGUUCCUCCGCCGGCAACCACUCUACUGAUUCUAUAACUAAGAUUAAAGUUAUUUCGCCACCAAAAAAACGCCUCCAGUGGACCAAGAUGGGUGAAAGAGCCCACACGCGAGCGCGCGCCCCGUCGCCGCCUGCCCGAGCCUGA
Molecule: messenger RNA, 1351 nt
Organism: Salvia splendens (bonfire salvia)
Lineage: Eukaryota; Viridiplantae; Streptophyta; Magnoliopsida; Lamiales; Lamiaceae
Exons: 3
Coding region: 596-1351 (251 amino acids)
Source: RefSeq, a predicted model, not a curated record